Cydia strobilella is the source of this 1674-nucleotide messenger RNA. RefSeq lists its product as uncharacterized. The coding region runs from base 630 to 1664 and encodes 344 amino acids. The record is from RefSeq and is a predicted model, not a curated record. NCBI's taxonomy places the organism in Eukaryota, Metazoa, Arthropoda, Insecta, Lepidoptera, Tortricidae. The transcript has a single exon.
CGGUUUUUUAAAGUUUUGUACUGGCAACAUUUAAAAAGAAAAAAGUUACCCCUUCCACUACUCCCACCUGGCGACGGUUGGAACCGCCAUUUUUACUUCAUUAUUCAUUCCCGUGCUCAAGCCUUCGCACGCGUACCUUCCACUUUAAACAUGGGGAAACGGAAGAAUGAAGAGGAUGAGAUUAGGAGAAAAAUUAAGAAGCUAGAAACCAAAUUGCUACGACGGACACGUGGCCGAUCAAGAAUUCUAUAUUCUUCAGAUUCUAGUGAAACAGACGGUAAGUUAUAAUUUUCUCUAGCUAGUUUUCAUGAGCUGAUGAGAUUCUAUUGAAAAUGUGAUGCGUUUUUGCUAAUUACGGGCAUUGACUGUCACGCAUAUGUUACUUUUGUAACAGCUUGAGGUCGAAUGUUAGACCCAUUUCAAAGACUGUGAUGCGUAUUUGCUAAUUACGGGCUCUUACUGUCACACUUAUGUUACGUUUGUAACUGUCUGAGGUCAAAUGACCAACUUUAAGGAUUGUGAUGCGUAUUUGCUAAUUACGGGCUCUUACUGUCACACUAUUCCUUCCUGGGCUCGAUUUUACGGCGUUGUACAAGAAAAUACAGAACGAUUGGUUCUUUUCAGACGACAUGAUAGUCGAUUCUGAAGCACGUCAAGAUCGAAGCUUGUCGCCGCGCGGCCACGUGGCCGCGCCGCCGCCGCCUCGCGCCGCAGCGUCGUCGCCAACACCAGCGCCAGACUCGCCGCAACAACCACCGCCUCAGCCCCCGACGCAACAAGAGCCGCCGCGACCAGCCUCUCCGCGCCCAGGCCCGUCGUCUGCUCCAGAUCUACCAGAAACUCAACCGCAGGUACUUUCGUCUUCCGCGCAGGAUCAAGAACUUGAUGACGACAUCUUGCUAAUGCUAGGCGAUGCUCCAAAACCAGAACUGGCGUUAGGCGACAGCAUACACAAGGACGUGGCCAGUAGAUGGCAUGAAAUCUUACUAAAAGGUUUACAAAAGGAGGUUAAAGAAAAACUUUUUCAAGAGUACCUCGUGCCCAGCAAUUGUGACCUCUUAGUUGCCCCUACUCUUAACGCUGAGGCUAAAGCGGCAUUAACAGUUAGUUCAAUAAAAAGAGAUCAUGCCAUAAUGGAAAAACAGAAGCAAUUAGGAAUUGCUCUGUCUGCUCUCGCGCAGGCCACGGAUUUAUUGCUUAAACCAGAUGCAUCUGCGCAAAAAAUCUUGAAACCAGUCAGCGAUGCUUGUCGUAUCUUGUGCGAUAGCCACUACUUAGAAACAAAAACACGUCGCUACUUCGUAGUUUCAUCAGUUAACACCGAUCUUAAAGAGACUCUUACUAAUACGGUUAGAGACGGUUUCCUUUUUGGAGAUAAUGUAACUGACAAAUUAAAAGCCGCUCAAUCUAUUCAAAAGUCUGGGGAAACAUUAAAACAUACACCAAAACCGUUUAACAAUCGUUUUAAUAAAAAUAAUUUUGUACUUAACAAAAAGUCGCAGAAAAACAAUUUAAACUUCAAACCCCUGCAUCAAAGGACGCAGAGCAAGCCCGAUGCAGGGCACUACCGGCCGCCGCCGCGCUCCAGCCGCCCGAGCGGCGCCCACGCCCCGCGCCGCUCGAGCUCGCCGCGCCGCCGCAGCCACCGGAGCUACAGGAGAUAGCUGAACACGA